This is a messenger RNA of Mercenaria mercenaria, 2893 nucleotides long. RefSeq lists its product as uncharacterized. The record is from RefSeq and is a predicted model, not a curated record. Bases 387 to 1100 code for a protein of 237 amino acids. NCBI's taxonomy places the organism in Eukaryota, Metazoa, Mollusca, Bivalvia, Venerida, Veneridae. The transcript has 2 exons.
UAUUGUACUAUACAUGAUAUUUAUUGUUAUUUUAUUGUAUGGUAUAUGAUACCAUUCAGAGUAGAAGUUAUGCUAUGUCAGGUAUUUUAAUCUGUUUAUUGUUUAUCCGGACGUGUGUAUCCGAAUUUGUGAUGUCCACUUAGAGAUCGAUUUUUGCAUAAUGAACCAGGUAGCAUUGUAAUCUUUGGAUCAUUUCUGUAAGACUCUUUUACUACCUUCAGGUCAUGGUGUAUUUAACUGCUUAUCAGAUGUAUUUACGAAGAAAUCUUGCUUUAUUUACAAAUUUACAUUCACUUCUGGGUUGUUAUUAAGCGGUGUCACGGUAACUUUCUCCUUAGUAACGAUAGAAGGUCACCAUUUUUGUGUUGAAGCCAAAUAGACGAAAGAUGAGCAACAAAAGGACUUAUGCUAACGCUAUGGCUGAACCUAGAAGGGGUAAGACCUACGUGUGUCUACACUGUCAAGCGGUUGGGAAGACCUAUGUGGAAGUGAAGUAUCGUCUCACAGCGCAUGUAUACAAACACCACCUAGCGUUAGACAAAGCACCGUACUACUGCACCCUAUGUCUCAUGAGGUGCACCACCAAAUCAGCUCUAAUAAAUCAUGUUACAAAGUACAGCAGACAUCGGUUGGCCGCAGCAGAAUUGGGAGCAACAAAUGAUGGACGCUACUUGGUAGAGAAUCCUCGGGCAGCUGAGCUUGUGUGUGGCAGGGACUACCGGGAAAUAUCUCCCAUAGAAGCCUCCAAGUUAUUUCGUAGUAACUGCAGGGAUAGUGUAGAGGACUUUUCAGAUCAGGAGGGAGAGUAUUGCCAUGAACCAGCGCAAGCAGUAAGAGCAAGCCCAGCGGUCAGUUCCUUGCCAGGUGUGAGUAAUAGUACAUCUGGCCUUAUCAACGUACAGCUUACGCCAGAGAUGCUCUCCAGUCUUCUUAAAAACCAGCCCUUGCAAAACAAUCUCUUCCAUUCAUCAUUGCCGCAGGCAACUAGCUCUGAGAUGUCUGUUACAAAACCAGCAGAAGUUCCUCUACAGCCCUGUGGUUGCCUCAGUGCCGUCUUAUACACCUACACCUAUCGCACCAAAGACACCGCCGCUACUUAAGACAUCGCCAUUCAUAUCAUCAGCCAACAAGAGUACUUCUUCGUUGAACCCCACUGGAACUGCGUUUGGUCCACCUCAACUGUCCAUGACACAGAUUGUAACUUUGUCAGAACCAUCUACUUGUCAUGCCCAGACACAUCCCAUUAGUACAGAAGAACGACAGUAAAAAUCUACAUUAAGCACACCACGUAUGAGCAGCACGACCGAAAAUCUAAUGCCAGGCAUUCUUGGGAACAUGUAUGACUUCGGAUCUGAGUUUAAUUUUGACCAUGACUGGACAGACAGCCCUAUCUCAAAUGAACAGCCUAUCAAGACACCGAUGUUACCUGUUAGCAAAGGUUCUGAAUGUACCGCAGCACAGAUCACCGAUCCGCAACCUACAGCAGCACAGAUCACUAAUCCUCAAACUACAGCAGCACAGAUCACUUGUCCUCAACCUACGGCCACUCCAACCAUUAACACUAAGGAAGUCAAAGAAACUGUAACUUUAACUUGUGAGGGAGAACCAGAAGCAAAAAGGGCAAGACUUGAUGCAGAAGAAAGUAAAAGACAGUAUGAAACGAUAGCUAAAGUUGUGGAGGAUAGCACUAAACAGCUAGUUUCUGCUAUAGAAACCAACAGUAGAGCAAUCAGAGGGGUUGAUAAAACACUUGGACAGUUUCUAGAGGUACUGCAGAAGAUGAAUAGGACGAUGGAGAGGAUGGGUGAGGAGCAGAGGAGGGAGCAUGAACGUAGGCUGGAGGAGAGUCAGAGGCGAGAGAAGGCGGAAACAACAAAAAGAAGCGACGAGAGAGACAACAGAAAGGAAACUUCCAAGAAGAGUGAGGGAAAAGAGAACAGAGUGUUAAAAUCCACUGUAAAAAAGGUGUAAAUCAGUUAACACAGAUAAAAUGAAAGUAACCAGACAGGGACAUUUAGAACUGUAUCUCUUUUACGGGUUUCAAGUGGUGCUGAACAGACGUAAAUUAAUUUCCAACCAUAGGAACAUUCGGAAUUGUAUUUCUUUUAACGCGCGUCAAGUGGCGCUGAACAGAUAUAGAUGAAUCUCCAACCAACGGAACAUUAAGAACUGUAUUUCUUUUUUACGCGUUUCAAUUGGUGCUGUACAGAUGUAGAUGAAUCUCCUACCUCAGGAACAUUUAGACUGUAUUUCUUUUACGCGUUUUAAGUGGUGCUACGCAGUUGUAGUUGAAUCGCACAAUUCAGGAACAAAUAGGACUGUAUUUCUUACUAGGAUAAGUUUUAGGCGUCUCGAGUGGUGUUAAACAGAUGUUAAGGAAUUACCAAAUUCAGGAAUAUUUAAAUUUACUCAUAUUUAGUGAACUAUUUACGCAGAGCAGUAUUAGACGAAUCACAGAACUCAGGGACAUAAAGACUGUAUUUCUUGUGCAAUUUAGUGAGGAGCCACAAUGUAUUAUUAUUGUUUAUUAUAAUAUUUAUAACAUGUGUUAAUAUAGGUAUAUGGCAGCCUUACUGGACAUUUAAUGUUAAUUUUGCUCAAAAUGAGGUUAAAUUUACUAGUCAAGUUAGAGAGUGUGUUUUAUGGUCAAAGUAUAUGUAAAAUUAAUGCUUGUAGGCAUUUUUGUAUUUAAAUUUGAAUUUUCUCAUUUUUAUAUGUGCUAGUUGACUUAAAGUCAUCAUUUCAGAUGUUUUGUCUUUAAUAAGUAAUUGUUAUAAUGUUAGUUAAAUUUUGCAUAGUUUAAAGAUUAACUGUCAUGUUGUAAGUUAAAAUUAUUAGUUAAAGAUUGACUGCCAUGAUGUAAAUGGAAAAUUCCUUAAAGGUUUACUGUAAG